Messenger RNA from Paraphaeosphaeria sporulosa, 2772 nucleotides. Its product is annotated as WD40 repeat-like protein. The coding region runs from base 1 to 2772 and encodes 923 amino acids. Gene Ontology annotation, molecular function: protein binding. The record is from RefSeq and is a predicted model, not a curated record. Lineage: Eukaryota; Fungi; Ascomycota; Dothideomycetes; Pleosporales; Didymosphaeriaceae. The transcript is spliced from 5 exons.
AUGGCCGACGUUCUCCCCAAGAUCAGGGCUUCCGACCCACCCACGGAAGAUGCAAGUCCCCUGGAGCGCCAGGACACGGGAAAGUUCUCGGUGAAGGGUGACGGCUCCCUCGUUAACGGAACAAAGCUCGCUGCAAAACUGCGGAACCCGGCCACUACAGCGAGUGCGCAAUCGAACAUCGAGUCGAAACCGGGAAAGGAUGCGAACACCGAGGGCAGAGGGCGGCCAUCUCUAGACCCGCUCUCGCAACAUAUCUUGCAGCGAACAAAUACCGCGCUCACGGUGCAGAAGCUGCGCGCGCAGCAUGCCGAGACAGGCGCGCAGUCACCCACCAGCCCGCAGGAUGGAAGAACGGAUACGAAGAUCACGAGCGAUACGCCUGUGCGGGACAGCACCAGUGGAGGCACCAAGGCAGACAAGAAGAAAGGCGUCUCGUUUCUGUCCCGGUUCAUAGGCACCAAAAAGAAAGGCACCCUCGACGGCACCGACGACAAUGGCUCGCAGGCGGGAGACUGGGACCCGCGACCAGAGGGGAUGGAGGCACAGCUGUUCAGCCAUACCGUCGACAACCUGGGAUUUAGCCCCAAGCACCCACCCCCACCAGCGUACAUCAAGAUGCGGAGCAAGUACAAGAAAGAGAAGGAGUUCGAUCGUGUGUUCCUGGCGCAGGAACUGAGGACCAAGACGGAAAAGAAGAGGCUGAGCGUGGGCACGACGAGCUCCACGACGCCGUCUGGGUCAGCCGGCGUGCAAAACCCCAUCUGGGCGACAGAGUUCAGCAAGGAUGGGAAGUACCUAGCGGCAGGCGGGCAGGAUAAGGUCGUGCGCGUCUGGGCUGUCCUUGCAACGCCAGAGGAUCGGAGAGCCCACGAAACCGAGGAGCAAGUUCCGAAUGCGUCGGGGCAUUCUACGAGACUCAGUGCGCCGGUUUUCCACCAGAAGCCUUUUAGGGAGUAUCAGGGUCAUACGUCGACGAUACUGGACUUGAGCUGGAGCAAGAACAAUUUCCUGCUUUCUUCGUCGAUGGAUAAGACGGUGAGGCUAUGGCAUAUCAGCCGCAACGAGAACCUGUGCACCUUCAAGCACAAUGACUUUGUUCCAUCGAUUCAAUUUCAUCCGCGAGAUGAUCGGUUCUUCCUCGCUGGAUCUUUGGACACGAAAUUGCGACUGUGGAGUAUACCGGACAAGUCCGUGGCAUAUACCGUGUCUCUGCCGGACAUGAUCACCUCGGUCGCGUUCACGCCAGACGGGAAAACCUGUAUAGCUGGAACCCUUGGUGGGCUUUGUAUGUUCUACGACACGGAGGGGCUCAAGUUGCAGAGUCAGAUCCAUGUAAAGUCCACACGAGGGCAAAAUGCCAAGGGAAGCAAGAUUACGGGGAUACAAGCAGUCUGCUGGCCGCCUGGUAGCAGUACUGGGGACGUCAAACUGCUCAUAACAAGCAACGACUCAAGAGUACGAGUCUAUGGAUUCCGGGAGAAGAACCUGGAAAUGAAGUUUCGCGGUCAUGAGAACAACUGCAGCCAGAUAAGAGCCACGUUUGCAGACGACACCGAACACAUAAUAUGUGGGAGCGAAGACCGGAAAGCGUAUAUUUGGUCGACGAACGGGUUUGAAGGCGAGAAGAGGAAUCAGAGGCCCAUGGAGAUGUUUGAGGCGCACCGCUCGAUUACCACGUGUGCUACGAUUGCGCCGCUCAAGACGAGGCUGCUGCUCAGCGCCUCGGAAGAUCCUAUAUUCGAUCUGUGCAAUCCGCCGCCCGUCACGCUGGUCUCGCGCGAGGACUCGAUGAACGGCUCGAAGCCGCCUACGGAAGCGGGGUCUGUCCAACCUACACCUACAGAGGCGAACUUUAGAAGGGUUGCAGAGAGCCCGGCGUAUCUUGCACGGUCCGCGCACACCGACGGCCACAUCAUUGUAACAGCCGACUAUACCGGCGCAAUCAAAGUCUACCGUCAAGACUGCGCCUAUCACAAGCGCCUCCGCGCCUCUGACAAUUGGGACGCCGCCUCCCUCCUCUCGCGCCGCACAGGCUCUAUGCGCCUCGGCCGCCCUUCUAGCAUCCUCUCCGCCCGCACCGGCCGCGCCAGACGCGACUCCACGUCUACACAACCACCCAACGAGCGCAUCAUGAGCUGGCGCCAGGACCUCGCCCACGGGGGGUUUGAAUCACCUCGCCGCAGCAUCGGGCGGAGUAUUUCGCCGCGCAAGUCCAAGAGCCGGACUAGCAUGACGAGCACACGGCCAAGCGAUUCACCCGCCCUGGGCCCAUUGCCGAGCCGCGACACAACGCUCUCCGGCCCGUCCAAGACGGACCUCUCCAUCGACCACAAGCACAGCAAAGACGACGCCGACUCCGAGACGCCUUCAAAGCCCGUUCCCAGUCCAAAUCUCAACCAUGACGCGGGCACAUCCCCGCAGCGUAAACUCUCCGCCUUCGACCCCGUCAAAGCCCCUGCCAUACAAUUCUCACCCUCCCUCUCCAACCCGCUGUCCGUGUACAACGGCCAGUCGUGGGCGUUCUGGAACACGAAGCCCAAGAUUGCGCAGGCGGAGCGGAAUGGGUUUCUCGCGCCGCGACCGGAGCUCCAAGCGCGCGUCAGCAGCGCUGUCAGCCGGCUAAGCAGCGAGGUUAGUAGUCUUAGUGCUGAGGAGGAAGCGGAGAAGUGUGCGAGUUGUGGGGGGAUGGAAUUUAAAGUAAGGUGGAGGGGAACGGGGGGGAGGGAGGAGAGGAUUGUGGUUUGUGGGGUGUGUGGGAGGGUCGUGGAUUAG